This is a messenger RNA of Carcharodon carcharias (great white shark), 1476 nucleotides long. RefSeq names its product centromere protein O (gene cenpo). Lineage: Eukaryota; Metazoa; Chordata; Chondrichthyes; Lamniformes; Lamnidae. Gene Ontology annotation, cellular component: Mis6-Sim4 complex; kinetochore. The record is from RefSeq and is a predicted model, not a curated record. Bases 1 to 1011 code for a protein of 336 amino acids. The transcript has 6 exons.
AUGAACUUUGAGACUGAGCCACAGAAAGAGAUAAUAGGCCAGAUGACUAAAAGCUUGCAUUUUGAGCUGUUUGAAUGCAUUUCACCCAUUGUUGCCUUUGCAGCUGUACUGGAGCACUUGAAGAAACUGGAGAAAUGUGCCAACGAGCUGGCCACAGAGCAAAUGGAAGCACAGCACAGGGCACAGGUUCUGGAGCAAGAAAAAGCAGUUGUCCAGAGACUGAGAUCAGAAAGGGAUGCACUGAGGACCAGAGUGAUGGCACAGUCUGGUGGACCCAUAUUGCAUAUUCUAGCAGAGACACGAACAGUCUCAACGCAACAAUUGGACCUGGUGGAUGUCAGUACCACGUUGCUGCAAGAGAAGGUCAAGACUCUUCAGGACAUUCUGGAGGCUUAUCACCUUACAGGGAUUAGUGCAAAGGCGAGAGAGCCGAACUCUACAUUCACUUUCUGUAUCAGCACUGCAUAUGAGGGCACAUACCUAGAUUCCUAUUACCUGGACAUUCAGAUCCAGCUUCCUCGCAAGAUCAUUCGUCACAACAUUCCUGCCUUCAUCCCACUCGAGCAGACGGCUCACACCUACCUACAGCAAGACCUGCGGCAAUUCAUGGAUGUGCUGCGCAAUGCCAUGAAUGCCUACACCAGCAGAAGAUAUCAGGUGGAGCAGUUGCAGGAACACCAUGCUGCAUCCCUGACGGGCCAAGUACAGAGGAAUGCUGGGUAUAACUCAUUGAAGCUUCAGUAUCCAAUUCAGUGUGGGGACAUGGAGCACAGUGUCCAGGUGAAGCUGGUCUAUAGGGAUCUUGCAAGCUACCUUCCAACUGGAGUCACACUCACCUGUAUAGGGGCUGAUGCAGAAUUUGUGGAGACAAAGUUAGAACAUCAUCGGCAACUCUUCCGAAACAUGGAACUUCACCGAGUAUUUGACAUCUUAAAGCUGCAGGAAGAAGUGGUUAUAUCAGGCAACAGCCUCCCGACAGUACACAGCUCGGCCGGCCCCUCCUCCGAGUGAAUACCUUACAUACCUCACCACCCAAAGUACAAAGAGGCUAUGGAAGAGGGGGCAGGGGGCAAGUUGGGUUGAUCUUGAAGCUAUGCGUUAUUCUUCAGUUAAAGGGAUGACUGAUUCUGUAACAUUUGCUGUUUUCUGCAUCUUUUUGUUUGGACUGGAGUGUCAGCUGUGGCUCAGUGGGUGUUGCUAGUAUUCUGAACCAAGAGGUCAUUGAGUUCAAUCCCCACGCCAGAGAUUGAGCAUAUAACCCAGGCUUUUCAUUAUUGAGGGAGUGCUGAGAAAGUGCCACAGCAUAAGAAGACAGUACCGGGGAAGUGCUGCGCUGUGGAGGGUGGCAGUCAGUACCAAGGGUGCACUGCACUGCCGGGGUGUCAGUACUGAGGGAGUGCUGCAUUGUUGGGCAAGUGGGGUGGGUCAGUGCUGAGGGAGAGCCACACUGUCAGAGGGUCAGUGACAGUGCAGCAU